Messenger RNA from Periophthalmus magnuspinnatus, 1178 nucleotides. RefSeq names its product mitochondrial ribosomal protein L27 (gene mrpl27). Gene Ontology annotation, molecular function: structural constituent of ribosome. The record is from RefSeq and is a predicted model, not a curated record. Gene Ontology annotation, biological process: translation. Gene Ontology annotation, cellular component: ribosome; mitochondrial large ribosomal subunit. The transcript is spliced from 4 exons. Lineage: Eukaryota; Metazoa; Chordata; Actinopteri; Gobiiformes; Gobiidae.
AUGACGUAAACCAACAUGGCGGCGAUGGCGUCCUUGAUUAUGAAGUCCCGUACAGGACUCCUGCUCCCCAGUCAGUGCCUUCUGCUAGACUCUGUGAGGUUUGCUUCUAAAAAAGCCGGAGGAAGCUCGAAGAACCUGGGAGGAAAGAGCCCGGGCCGCAGAUAUGGCUUUAAAAAACAAGAUGGUAACUUUGUGCGUGCUGGAAACAUCCUGGCCACGCAGAGACACCUGAGGUACCAUCCCGGAGCUCAUGUGGGCAUGGGGACCAACAACACUUUGUUUGCUCUGGAGGACGGCCAGGUGCGCUUCACUAAAGAGGUGUACAUCCCUCCACCGCGCAGCACCGAGGCCAGAGAGAUCAUCUCCCAACUGCCCAGAGGAGCCGUGCUCUACAAGACUUUCAUCAAUGUUCUGCCCGUCAAGCAGGAGGGCAAGUUCAGGCUUGUGGACCUGGUCUGAGCAUGGACUCCCACUAAAGAGACAGGAGGAACUUUAUAUUGUGUCUAGAGUGGAUUUCAUUGGAUUAGAUUAAAGAGGGUGUAUUGUGCAAAAUCGACUUUUUGGUGCUUUCUACAGUGUUAUAACAAUGUUCCCUCAUCAAAAACAUGCCUGAAGACGUUCUAUGUCAUCCAUGCAUGUCUGAGUAAUUCAGCGAUAUCUCGGGGGCCUUAUUCAAAUCCGCCUUACGGUUAGCUGCAAUGCUCCGCCCACAGGCCUACAUCAUUCAAGGUACCACACGACAAUUCUCCAUAAAUAUAUAAAAGCAUGAUACAGAAGUGUACACAGCAACUUGACAAACUUGAUGCAAUGUGCAGCAGUUUCAAUAGUGGAAUGCACAACCAUUGUAAAGUGAUAGCACUCUGAAAGAGGAGUGACUUUAGCUCAGAGUGUCAAAAGCUCUUAUAAAACAUGCUAAUGUUUUUUCAGCUAAUAUAGCAUUUUCAAAGCAAUAAAUGGUAAUAUGGUGAUCUAAACAUGUUAUGCAUUAGCAGUUAAUGCCCUAUAGAAUUUAAAUACCCCCUCUUUAAAGUACCGCUGUUUCUGAUGAAGCUUCUGCUACCUGCUUUGAAUGUUCUACUGAUACUAAACUUAUUUAUAUACAGUAGACAUAUUUUGACCUCAAGAGCUACUUAUACAAAUUUCUGUACAGGGGCAAGACACAUUGUUCAGGUACAUGG